Pogona vitticeps (central bearded dragon) is the source of this 2066-nucleotide messenger RNA. It is a transcript of the gene DNASE2B, whose product is annotated as deoxyribonuclease 2 beta. NCBI's taxonomy places the organism in Eukaryota, Metazoa, Chordata, Lepidosauria, Squamata, Agamidae. Gene Ontology annotation, molecular function: deoxyribonuclease II activity. Gene Ontology annotation, biological process: apoptotic DNA fragmentation. The record is from RefSeq and is a predicted model, not a curated record.
GCUUCAGAUAAACAAGCCUCUUCAUAAGCAGCGCUUCCCCUUUGUGAUCUGUUGAUGGAGCCAAGAUGACUGUCAGUUCUUUAUGGAGCUUAUCUUUGCUCUUACUUGGUCCUACCCUGCCCCUAUGGACAACUGGCAUUUCCUGCAUAAAUGAAGAUGGCAAGCCGGUUGACUGGUAUAUCCUUUAUAAAUUCCCAAAGUAUGUGGGUUCUGACGUGCCUGGCAGUGGGCUAGAAUACAUGUUUAUGGAUGCUUUGGCUCCAACCUGGAAACGGAGUGAAUAUUUCAUCAACAUGACAAAGAGUGCUCUCGGGCAAACAUUACAGCAGCUCUACCAAACUUACAAAUACAAGAAGAACAAUACUGCGUAUGUGAUCUACAAUGAUGGCCCACCUAACAACAUGAAUUAUAGCUGGACUCGUGGACACUCUAAAGGGUUUCUAUUCUUGGACCAAUAUCAAGGUUUCUGGGUUAUUCACAGUAUUCCUGAGUUCCCUCCAUUUCCUGAAGACGGCUAUAGCUAUCCGCACACUGGAAAAUACAAUGGACAGACAGUGAUCUGCCUAACAUUCCGAUAUGAUCAGUUUGCAGAAAUAGACAAACAACUAUUAUGCUACAAUCCAAAUAUCUACAACUGUUCCAUCCCCAAAGCCUUCCAGCUAGAGCUCUUUAAUCUGCAAAUGAUGUGUGCAGGCUCUGAACCGCCCCCUGUCCCUUGGAAGCAACGUCUUAUCCAGCUCCAAUCCGCCCAAGGGGAAACAGUCUUCAACUUUGCCAAAACACACAGUUCCCAUGAAGAUAUCUACCUAGACUGGAUGGCUCAGAAAUUGAAAACAGAUUUUCUAAUAGAAUCCUGGCAUCACAAGGGUCAUGGCCUUUUCUCAAAUUGCUCUCUUACUUACCAUGUCUACAACAUAAAACAAAUCAAGAUACCAUGGAAUUCUUCCUUCUCCUCCUAUUAUGAUCAUUCUAAGUGGUGCGUUUCCUUGAAACCUGAAGACCGAUGGACAUGCAUUGGAGACUUAAAUUAUGCAGCCCAACAGGCUAAGAGAAGUGGUGGUUUUGUUUGUACUCAGAAUCAGUUUAUUUACAAAGCUUUUAGGUCUUUGGUUCUCCAAUAUUACGAUUGUGAUCCCUCAUGUGUUUACACAUAGGUCAUGCAGUACAGAUGUCUCACCCCUAUGUCAUUCUAGUCAAUUCCCAUUUUCUUUUCUUUCUUUUUUAAAAACAAAUAUUUCCAGUUUUCCUCUCUUUCUCUCCAACAUUCAUGCUCCAACAGAUCAUACUUUAUUUUCUUGCUCCUGUGAAUACUCUGUGCCAAAGAGGUUGUCUUCUAUAAAAUCAGAUGGUAUGCAGUAGGCAUGAUUUAGGUAAUUGGUUGUUAGUGUAAAAUUGGAGUGCUACUAUUAACACAGAAUGUGGGAUUGCACAUAAUUUGGUUUUGUUUUUAAAGCAGAUACACAGCAGUGACUACAAGUACAACCUUUAUUUCUUUCAGGUCAUUUUGCUAUUGUAAGUUCUUUACUUCUGAAUGUCUGAUAUGAAAUAACCUAUUUGACAAUUAUAUAAAACCAGUUUGAAGAUGUUUCCUGCAAAUAUAUGCUUAUCUUUAAAAGUUACCUGUAGGAAAAGGGCUCUAAGAAGGAGAAUACUGUUUUAAAUGCAAUUUUAAAUCCGUUUCUCAUAAACACUCAUGAAAGGCCCAAUCUGAAUAUGUAUUAAAGGGGAAUAUGGUAAAAAUUCAUGAAGAAAUAGUAAGAUAUUUCAGGAAGCAUCUUCUUCUAUAGACCAUAUAGCACUAAGACUUAUUCAUCUAGUCCAGCUGCAUGUUCUGUUUAUCAACAUAUAUAAGAACACCAUCAAGCGGAAGCGAAACAUUCAGUGGUAGCCCCUGACCUAUGAAGUUUUUCCCCUCUCUUCAGUGGUGAUCAAACUGGCUCCUUUUUGUAUUAAAAAAAAACACCCUCUGCUUUUGGUUGUAACUUUGUUGUUUGACCUUAUUUGAUAAGGUAAUUGUGGUCCUCCAGAUGUUGUUAUACCAAAAGUCCCAUAAACCUAGCUAACAU